AUGCAAUCAAUUCUUAAACAAAAAAUUCUCAGCAUCUGCGAAAAUUUGCAUUUCAAAACAAAUAAGGAAGAAAAUGUUUAUUGUCAUGGAAUAAAAAAUCUAAUAAAUUGUGCUGAUGAGUAUCAGUUAAUGACGUUAGAAUGUUCAGAAACUAAAAAAGUAAUAAAACUCAAAUAUUUCAGCCACAAAGCACUAAAUAAAGUUCACAACAUAAAACGACAUGAUUAUGCUUCCUUUUCCUUUCAUUCUAUUACCCUCGAACAAUAUCUUUGGUGA
Clunio marinus is the source of this 276-nucleotide messenger RNA. Lineage: Eukaryota; Metazoa; Arthropoda; Insecta; Diptera; Chironomidae. The record is from the annotation of a GenBank genome assembly.